Molecule: messenger RNA, 684 nt
Organism: Alternaria conjuncta
Lineage: Eukaryota; Fungi; Ascomycota; Dothideomycetes; Pleosporales; Pleosporaceae
Exons: 2
Coding region: 1-684 (227 amino acids)
Source: RefSeq, a predicted model, not a curated record
AUGACUACUCAUCACGACAGCACUCCUAUGGAGAUCGACAUCGAAACCAGCGGUCUUCCAUCCCCGGCUAGCACCGAAAUCCGUCCCGAAUCGCCGGGCAAGAGUGACUCUGGCAAGAGCGAUAGCAGCACGUCUUCAUACACAGAUGACUUCGAGACCUUACCAUCAAGCGGUCCGGCCAGCCAUGCUCAUAUCCUCGAUCUCGGCGAGUAUGCUGCGUCUAUGAAAGAAGAUGGCGCGCUCAAGCUCCAAGAUGCUGUCGUCACCGCUCUCUUCAACAUCUCACCGGCAACUCUCAAGUCGUUCGUCAGCCCGACCGUCAACACCUUCAAGGCUGUGUUCGGCAAGAAGGACGUUCAGCUCGUCGUAUGGCGCAAGGGUCUUGAAGUCUUUAUUGGCACCUUCGAGAACCACACAUCCAUGAAGGCGUACCGCUUCGAACACGUCGCCGGCUUCCUAAUCGGCUACGACGGCUCUUGGCACUUGAAGGUCACUGCCAGUAAUGCCUACUGCGCACCCAAGUGGCCAGAUGUCUGGGCUGGAAAGUUCGAAUGUCAUGGCGGCGUCGCGAAGAUGACCAUCGAGACCGGGGAGACGGAAAUGGCGAAGCGCGCCUCGGCUUUGGCGGCUGCUAUGAUAGAUGGCAGGUACUGGGAACUGAAGACUGAUGUCAAAAUGACUUAA